UGAAACUUGCACAGCUCCUGUGUAUGAUUUACACUGUGCAAGAACAGGGCUUUCCUGCAGCUAUUGCAGCUCUUGCAUCAGGUCACUGUCCUGCUGCUGUACCUGGUUCAUUACUCAGAUUACAAGAUUACAGUGAACAGAGUAUCUGCCAAGCACGAGCUGCUGUGAUGGUCUACGAUGAUGCCAAUAAGAAAUGGGUACCAGCUGGUGGAUCAACCGGAUUCAGCCGAGUUCACAUAUAUCAUCACACAGGCAACAACACAUUCAGAGUAGUGGGCAGGAAGAUUCAGGAUCAUCAGGUGGUAAUAAAUUGUGCCAUUCCAAAAGGGCUGAAGUACAAUCAGGCUACACAGACCUUCCACCAGUGGCGUGAUGCUAGGCAGGUGUACGGUCUGAAUUUUGGCAGCAAAGAAGAUGCCAAUGUCUUCGCAAGUGCCAUGAUGCAUGCCUUAGAAGUAUUAAAUUCACAGGAAGCUGUGUUCUAUUUAGGUCCUACAUUGCCUCGACAGAAUUCACAGCUUCCCUCUCAAGUACAAAAUGGUCCAUCACAAGAAGAAAUGGAAAUCCAGAGAAGACAGUUACAAGAGCAACAGAGGCAGAAGGAGCUGGAACGGGAGAGGCUGGAUCGUGAACGGAUGGAACGGGAGAGGCUGGAGAGAGAGAGGCUAGAAAGGGAAAGACUGGAAAGAGAGCGCCUAGAGCAGGAGCAACUGGAGAGAGAACGGCAAGAAAGGGAACGGCAAGAGCGCCUGGAAAGGGAGAGACAAGAGAAGGAGAGGCAGGACCGGGAGAGACUCGAGCGACUGGAACGGGAGAGGCAAGAACGAGAACGGCAAGAACAGUUGGAAAGGGAACAGUUGGAAUGGGAAAGAGAGAGAAGAAUUUCAAAUGCUGCUCCAUCUUUCGACAACUCCCCGUAUAGCACUCCACUUCCUGAAUACUCCAGUUGCCAGCCUCCUUCAGCACCUCCUCCAUCAUAUGCAAAAGCAGUCUCAGCGCCAAUGGCAGAGGCCACACCGGAGUACGCUGUAGUGACUUCUGCACCACCGACUUCCACUCCCCCUACACCGCCUCUAAGGCACUCUGCAUCACGUUUUGCUACAUCCUUAGGCUCAGCUUUCCACCCCGUUCUCCCCCAUUACGCUACGGUUCCUCGUCCGCUGAACAAAAGUUCUCGGCCCCCUUCUCCCGUCAGUGCCGCGGCGACUUUGCCUCCCAGCACAAAGCCCGCUGCCUGGUCCGUGCCCAGUUUUGCCCCACUGCCCCCAUCUCCUCCAGUUAUGAUAAGCAGCCCACCAGGCAAAGCUACUGGCCCAAGACCUGUCCUCCCAGUGUCGGCUUCCAAUCCGGUGACCCAAAUGUCCACGUCUCCCACGGCUCCUAACGGGCUUCCUGAAAACCUGGCUUAUCCGGUUCCUUCACCUUCUACCUCAGGUCCAACGCCGCCUCCGCCACCUCCUCCCCCUCCACUGCCUUCCUUUCCACCUCUGUCACUCUCUGGACCUCAAGCUUCUCCUUCUCCCAACUCCCCGAAUGCCUCGACUCCCUCAUCCAAGCCUAGUGUUCUCCCUUCUCCCUCUGCAGCUACCCCUGCCUCUGUUGAGAACUCUCUAAACUCUGUGCUGGGAGACUCCUCUGCUUCUGAGCCAGUCUUGCAGGCAGCCUCUCAGCCGGUUGAAGCUCCGACCCAGCAGGGUGUUGUCCAAGGACCACCUGCACCUCCUCCUCCUCCUCCCCUGCCCCCUGGCCCAGCUCAGUCUUCAGUGGCAGCCCCACCUCCUCCUGGCCCCCCACCACCUCCUCCACUCCCACCUUCGGGGCCUCCGCCGCCACCGCCGCCGCCUCCUCCGCUGCCCAGCCAAGUUCCUUCCGUUCCCCUGCCACCUCCUGCUCCCCCCCUGCCAGCCUCGGCGUUUUCAGCGGGAUUCGUGUCCGAAGAUAAUCGCCCUUUAACUGGACUAGCAGCUGCACUUGCUGGAGCCAAACUUAGGAAAGUCUCACGGGGUGAAGACUCCUCCAGUUCGAGUGGAGGAGGAGGAGGCUCUGCUUCAUCCAAAACAGAUGGUGGCCGUGGAAAUGGACCCCUUCCCUUGGGAGGCAGUGGGUUGAUGGAAGAAAUGAGCGCCCUGCUGGCCAGGAGGAGAAGAAUUGCUGAAAAGGGAUCAACAGAACCAGAGCAAAAAGAAGAUAAAGCUGAAGAAUCAGAGUCUUCAUCUUCUAAGGUUUCUUCAACAAGCACACCUGAACUCACAAGAAAGCCUUGGGAAAGGACAAAUACAGUGAAUGGAAGCAAGUCACCUGUUAUUUCCAGACCAAAAUCUACACCAACAGGACAGCCCAGUGCCAACGGAGUACAGUCAGAAGGUCUAGAUUAUGACAGAUUGAAGCAGGAUAUUUUAGAUGAAAUGAGGAAGGAGUUAACGAAAUUAAAGGAGGAACUCAUUGAUGCUAUCAGGCAGGAACUCAGCAAGUCCAAUACUGCAUAGAAAGACUCGUACUAAGCUGAUGUGACUCUUUAACUUGAUAUAAAACUGACUACGUUUUGUGAGCUGUUAGAAGACAACGGAGACAGACAAGACAGACACUUGGAAGGAGGGAGAAACAACCUAUUCUGAAAAGCUUCAGACACAUCACUCUGGUGAUAAUGCUAUUCCCCUCCUAGUUUGCAGCUUUUUUCUGACCUUUACAGCAGGGUGGAAAAGACUCUUAAAGUUACUGUAAUGAUUAUGCAGAAAUUCCUACAUCUAUCAGACAAGAUCACAGUGCUUUGAAGUCUACUCAUGUCAAGAUAAAAUUGCACAUGUUUCAGAAUUUGUUGUUAAGACAGAAAAAAAAAAAAAACAGGGAAAAGCUUGGGAAGGCUUUUCAGAGAGGUUUUCUUUAUUAAUGAAGGAGUUAGCAAGUUAUACUGUUGUACUUCAAAUGUAUCUCAGGUUUGUCUUCCUAUCAUAUCUGAUAUUUCCAUGAGUAAUUUAAGAGCUCAGACGUGUAGAGGUUCGGUUCACAAGACAAGGAACAAUUAGAGACGCGUGCUUUUAAAGGGCAAUAUUUGUAAGUAAGGGUGACCUAGACGGUGAUGACAUAUCAAGAUUUUGGAAUUUUAUGAUAGGAAGCCUCUCUAGUUAGCCUUCAUGCAAUUUUCUAGGAAAAUAAAAAGAAAAAAAAGCAAAUACAGUCCAGAGUUUAAAGAUGUAGAUGCCUUCCUACAUUGUUACGAUGCUUUACCAAAUCUAAGACUUCGACAUAAAGCGAAUCAGCAGUCAAAUGUAAAUCAUUAGUAUGUUGUAGAUUUACAGUAGAUUUUGGGGCUUUUUUUAGAUUUAUGCAUGUGGACAUUUUGUAAUGUAACACAACACAGCCAGCUUUUUAAUUAAAAGAAAAAUUGCAUGUCACAGAGUAGCCUUUUCAUUUGUAAGGCUUAAUUUAUGCCCAGAAAGAUGUGGGAAGAGGGAGGGGGAAGGUGACACAUUUUUAUUACUUUCUACACUUUUUCUUCAUCUUACAUGCAUGUGUAAUAAUGAGGAAAACAUGACUUUUAUCAGUAACCAUGUUAAUGGAACCAGGUACUUGAUCCUUUUGUAUCUUUUUUCAGUUUUCUAUUUGAAAUUCAGUAAUAACUUCCAAUAAUUGUUCUGAAACUCCCAGGUGAACCAAACUCGUUUCUCGGUGAGAGAAAAAAACGUUGUAGGCAUCUGACUUGCUGAGGAUGCCUCUGUGUAAGUGCGUUGUCCUUCACCUUUUCACCAUGACUCUCUGCUUCACUCUUUUCUGAGACUCCUUUUUUUUUGGUUGUUUAAUGAAACAGAGCAGCAGUAGUUACCUGAGAAUGAUCAGGUCACAGUAAAUGGCCCCUUCUCCUCCUGAUUUAUCUGCCACCAUCCUUUCAAAAAAAACUCAAAACCAACAAAAACCCCCAUAGCUCAACACAACAAACCCUGAAAAAAACCAGCAAUGAUAUGCUAUUGGUUUUGCUCAACAGUUUGAGAAUUGUUUUUAGGGGACAUGAUACCUCUCUCUCUCCCAGGGUUUUCAAUCUUGAGUGUAAAUUUUUUGUUUUUAUCAUUUUGUUUUUUAAUGUGGUAAAGUUCAGCGGAAUAGAAAUUCUGCAAAUUGGCUCUGCAGUGCUUUGGACAAGGAAUAUGGAUCAAAAUCUUCCCUUUUCCUUUGCACUGUCCAUUUUUCCAAGCCAUGUUUGCUUUGGAAUCUGUGCUGAUCCAGAAGAAAAGUUUACUUACAACUUGUGGAGACAUUUGCUUACAAGUACAGGCAGCUCCAUUCAUUCCACACAGAUGCUUUCAAUAACAGACUGUCUAGAGUGCUGAACACCAAAGCAAAACAGCACUUAACAGCUUCAGAAAAACUUCAACAAGAAAUUUUUCUCCCAUUCAAACACUGCCUGAUCUUAUUAGGUUCAGAUUCUAAGGGAAGAUGACAGUGAAAGUAUUGCAUAAAUACUUUUUUUGUUUGGUUGGGGUUUUUUUUUAAUAAAGAGGAGAAACAACAUCACUUUUCUGCAUGCAUUUAUUGAAGGCAUUAAAAAGAAAAAAAAUCCAUAGUAAGCUUGUCAAGUACUGUUUUUCUCAAAACAAGAGGAGGCAUUUUCAUCUUUGUUGAUGUAGCUUUUUGUUUUACAGACUUUUUGAGCAGUAAGGAUGUUUACCCUUGUCAGAAAUCAUGUUUGAUUCGUUUCUAGGAGGGUUCAGGAGUUACAUAGUGGAAUAGCAUGGAUGGCUAUAAGUGGUCCAAAAUUAAAGGCUGAACUUCUAGAUUGUGCAAGGAACUGGCUUAUGCACUAAACGUUUUGUGCCUUGGUCUACAAUUAACAUGAUUUCUGUUUAAAAGGAACAGAUGUUGUCUUUUUGUGCUGCUUCUACGUACAUACUUUCUGUAAUCCCAACCUGCAGAACUGGUUCUUUCCAGAAAAUUGGAUUGAAUUAAAGAUUACUGUAGACAUUUCCUGACCUACUGACAGUUGCACCAUUUCCAGAGAUUUCAGUAUUGAAAAUGAACUGCAGAAGCUACGAUUACUUUGCUUACUGGUGACUAAGUUCUUUAAAAACCAUAUUGUGGUGGUUCUGUGCUUUUGUACAACGGAUGUCUUAAGCUGAGGGCAGUUUAAGGGAUCCUUCCUAAUGCCAGGAGGGCGUUGCUUUCCUCAACACUGUGAUCUGACCUGUGAUAAACCUGCACUAUAGACAAGUGGCUACCGAGUCAACUGCAAACCAACUGAAUGUAAAACCCUUAGUGCUGGUGCUGAAAUCUCUUCAGACAGUCAUAAUGAUUUCCAGUUCGUUGUUUUAAAAGUUAUCAAGUGUCAAAGACUGAAGCUGUUCACUAAUGAAUGUUGACUUUUCAUGCAUUUAGGUUUACCUUCUUUUUAGUUUCUCAGUUCAUUCUCUGCUAUUUUUAUCAUAUUGUGUCAUUUUAAAUUUCUUACAUGCUAACGUUUUGUUUGAGCGAAUGAAAUAAAAUUGCAAUAUAUACAUGUUGCCACCAUUUAUUUCUGGAACCUCAUAGAAGACUCUCUGAGAUUUACUACUCAAAAUCCCCAGAUUUUUAAUGACUGUGAUCAUUCCUUACUCCUUGAUUCCACCUCUCCUUUCUGUUUCUCCAUCAGAAGAUCCAGUAGAGAACAAUGAAGACUUAACCUUAUAAAGAAUGUAACUGCAGGGACUGUGUACGUUCAUGAAUGGUAACUGCUGUACAUAAAUUAAAAUUAAUUUCAAAUGUAUGAUGUGAUUUACAUUCUCACGUGGUAUAUACACACUUUGGUCUCUGUAUCCACAGAGAACGUGGGAGGAGAAGGAAAGACUUGGGGGGGAAAUAAUUGCAGUCGGUCUGACUUCUUCUCUUGCUGCUUUUAUGUUCAUGACUUUUUUUCAAUACUGGUAAUAAAGCAAACCUACCAUGGCA
Catharus ustulatus (Swainson's thrush) is the source of this 5913-nucleotide messenger RNA. RefSeq names its product ENAH actin regulator (gene ENAH). The record is from RefSeq and is a predicted model, not a curated record. Gene Ontology annotation, biological process: axon guidance; actin polymerization-dependent cell motility; actin polymerization or depolymerization. Lineage: Eukaryota; Metazoa; Chordata; Aves; Passeriformes; Turdidae. Bases 24 to 2486 code for a protein of 820 amino acids. Gene Ontology annotation, molecular function: profilin binding; SH3 domain binding. The transcript is spliced from 15 exons.